Messenger RNA from Haplochromis burtoni (Burton's mouthbrooder), 3027 nucleotides. It is a transcript of the gene wipi2, whose product is annotated as WD repeat domain, phosphoinositide interacting 2. Gene Ontology annotation, biological process: protein lipidation; protein localization to phagophore assembly site; nucleophagy. Gene Ontology annotation, cellular component: phagophore assembly site membrane; extrinsic component of membrane; cytosol. Lineage: Eukaryota; Metazoa; Chordata; Actinopteri; Cichliformes; Cichlidae. The coding region runs from base 506 to 1693 and encodes 395 amino acids. Gene Ontology annotation, molecular function: protein binding; phosphatidylinositol-3,5-bisphosphate binding; phosphatidylinositol-3-phosphate binding. The transcript is spliced from 12 exons. The record is from RefSeq and is a predicted model, not a curated record.
GGAGACGCUGGCGGAAGCCAGCUGCUCUUCGCCAACUUUAACCAGGACAACACGUCCUUAGCUGUUGGCACCAAAUCAGGAUACAAGUUUUUCUCCCUGUCCUCUGUGGACAAAUUGGAGCAGAUAUAUGAAUGUAGUAAGUAUAAACUGACCUCUGUUCUGGCUUUCUACUUCCAUCUACUCACCCGUUUGUUUGUUUUCCUCAUCCAAUCACUAAACAGAAUGCACACACAAUAGUUGCAUGCAGUUAGCUGUUUUGUGUUUUGUUUUAAAGGCAUGCAUUUUUUUUGGUUUGUUUUUGUGAAAGUGCGACUUGGGUGUAAUGGUGGUGGUAAUGGUGCACGAGGCUGCAUAACAUGAAACUCUUUCCAGUAAUUUAACCACACAUGUGUAUGCUAAUGGCGUAGACAGAGUAGGCCCCUGUUGCGGUGGUCCUCGAUGUCGCUCUUCCUCUGCCUCUCCAGUUAGCCUUCACUCCCAGGCACAGAUUCCAUCUGUGCUACCUAUGACUGAUGCCGAUGACGGCGAUCGACUGCACACUGUAGAGCUGAAGCAACGUUCAACAGCUGACACUGAGGAUGUGUGCAUUGUGGAGCGUCUGUUCUCCAGCAGCCUGGUGGCUAUAGUUAGUCUGAAGGCCCCCCGGAAGCUCAAAGUCUGUCACUUCAAGAAGGGAACUGAGAUCUGCAACUACUCCUAUUCAAACACUAUACUGGCUGUGAAGCUCAACAGACAGAGGCUGAUUGUGUGCCUGGAAGAGUCGCUCUAUAUACACAACAUCAGAGACAUGAAAGUGCUGCACACUAUUAGAGAGACUCCGCCUAACCCUUCAGGAUUGUGUGCCCUUUCCAUCAGCAAUGAUAACUGUUACCUGGCAUACCCAGGCAGUGCUACGAUAGGAGAGGUCCAAGUGUUUGACACAGUCAACUUGAGAGCAGCAAAUAUGAUUCCAGCCCACGACAGCCCAUUAGCGGCUCUGGCUUUCGAUGCUACUGGAACUAAGCUGGCUACAGCAUCAGAGAAGGGUACAGUCAUCCGUGUCUUCUCGAUCCCAGAGGGACAGAAGCUCUUUGAGUUUCGACGAGGAGUCAAGAGGUGCGUGAGCAUCUGUUCGCUGGCGUUCAGUAUGGACAGCCUGUACCUUUCUGCCUCCAGCAACACAGAGACGGUCCACAUCUUCAAAUUAGAAACACAGAAGGAGAAGUAUGUGCCAGCCGAGGAGCCCACCACGUGGGGAGGUUACCUGGGGAAGGUCUUGAUGGCGUCCACCACCUACCUGCCUUCCCAAGUCACGGAAAUGUUUACCCAGGGGCGAGCCUUCGCCACCGUACGUCUACCCUUUUGCGGGCAUAAGAAUAUCUGCGCCUUAGCUGUGAUUCAGAAGAUUCCCAGGUUGCUUGUAGCAGCGGCUGAUGGCUACCUGUAUAUGUACAACCUGGAUCCACAAGAGGGAGGCGAAUGCACACUAACGAAGCAGCACAGGUUAGACGGGAGUACCGAGCCCCCCAAUGAGAUCCUUGAGCAGGGGUCACAUGAUCGCCCACUUGUGGCCCAGACCUACAGUGCUGCUGUCUCAAAGGGUUACUGUGAAGAGCAGGGCGCUGUGGGAGGGGUGGGGCUUGACGACGACCUCAGCGACCUACGCUUAGAGGAAGACAACGAGCAACCGCCGCUCAUCCUCGAGACCGAGUGACUGGACUGAUGGCUGUACCCACCGAUCAGAGGCCUCCUCUGGUGCUGCUAGAGACACGUGACCCCGAAAGGGGCGUGGACAGGAUCAAAGAUGGAGGCGGGGAGGGGGAGUGUCUUUGUUUUUCUUUUAAAGUGUUCAAGAGCCUGUCCACCAGUUUGUUCAUGCAUCCAUCCGUUCACAUACACGUCGUCUUUUUUCUUUUUUUUUCUUCUCUCCCCCCCUCCCUCCUGCGCUCCCUUUUCCCUCAGUUUAGCCUGAGCAGGCCAAACUGAAGCUUUGCAUGUACAUGUGCCAAAAGCUUAAGUGUGAAAAUGAGUAUCUGAGAGUGUGAGUGUCAUUUAAAAAAAUAAAAAAUGUAGCUGUGUCGCUGUUAAAGACACUCUCUCACACACAGCGAGCCUGUGUGUGUGAGUAGAAACCGAUUGUGUAAGUGCCUCUCUGCCCUUGCUGUGAUGGCUCUUUUGUGUUUGAGAGGGGCGACCUCUUUUCAUUGGCUGAAUAAAAUCUUCUUUCAUUUGUUCAAUCUUAAUCGAGGGUGUGUGCUAUCUUUUCUGACCCCUUCCCCUCUCUCUCUCUCUCUCUCACACACACUUUCUUGUACACUGUCCUGCAGAGGGCGGGGCAUCAGUCUAAGGUUUUUGGCAUGAGGCAGAGGUGUUGACAAAUAUGUGAUUGUUUGCUUGCGUGCGUGCGUGUGUGUGCUCGGGCAUGUACAUUAGCAAACCAUCUAGUCAUGAGCUUAUACACCUGCCCCUGCUCACUUUACCUCAUCCAAACAAGAGGCUCAGUGGACCUUCUCCUGCCCUCUCCCUGUCCUCAGGCCUGCAGUCAUUGGUUAAUUUUUAAACUAUCAAUCUUGUUUUUGUUUUUUUUAAAACUACAUAGCUAAUCAUAACCAAUGAUGUGUCAUGCGUAUGAAAACAUGCAUGGUGUUGUUGAUGUGGUACUGUGUCCAUACAUCUAAGCGGUGGUUGGUGAUGAUCGACGGAGAAAGGCAGGAAGCUCUCCGGUCUCCUCUUAACAACUCAUCCUACUGUAUCUUACUCUGUACAUUAUUAGAUGUGGCGAGAUAUCACUGUGUCACGCAGGGAUAGUGAGUGUUUGGCCAACGAGCAAGCUGAGCAUCGUCAUUCGAUUGUGAUCUGGAGGUCGGGCUGAGCCUCAUCAUCUGGGCCGGGAUGCUGCAUGAUUCCCCAAAUAAUCCUUUUCAGUGUGUGAAGCCACCAAGUAAGGAUUAGAUGUGGGAGUUUGGAGUGUCGGGCAUUUUCUAAUGAUUUUGUAUAAAAUGUGAAACGUUCAUCUGAAACUAAAAUAAAUUCAUGUUGAUGUAUGAA